Lolium perenne is the source of this 1366-nucleotide messenger RNA. RefSeq names its product protein MULTIPOLAR SPINDLE 1-like. Gene Ontology annotation, biological process: meiotic spindle organization; chromosome segregation; male meiotic nuclear division. Lineage: Eukaryota; Viridiplantae; Streptophyta; Magnoliopsida; Poales; Poaceae. The record is from RefSeq and is a predicted model, not a curated record.
GCAAAGAGAGGGAAACGGUUCGGCAUGAUUGACUCCUUUCCCACAUUCUCCCGCUCGCCCUCCCCGAAAUCGCCAUGGCUCCCGCCUCCCGCCCGCCGACGGCGACGCCUCCGGCCGCAUCCUCGUCCCGGAUAGACUCGCCGUCGCUCAAGGCAGCCCUCGCGAUGGCUCUCAUGCACUACAACCGCCUCCCCUCGAGAGCCGCCGCCGCCGCGGGCACCUCCACCCCGCCUCUCAUCCACUGGAAGCGCAAGGCUAAGGAGCGGAAGCGCGAGAUCCUCCGCCUCCGCGAAGAGCUCAAGCUCCUCCAAGAUGGGGUGCGCGGGGAGGAGACGGAGCCGCCAGUCGCGUCGUGCCGGUGCCACUUCUUCGACGGGUGCGGGGACCUACAACCGCAGCCGCCGCCCGGUGGCGGGGAGCACUGGGUCGACGAGGUGCUGCGGAGGAGGUUCCUCAGAUUGGCGCGGUGGAAGGAGAAGCGGCGGAGACUGGAUCGAUCUCUUCCCGUCACUAGUUUGAUGGAGUUCAAUAGAGAGGAUGAGAUACAGCAGCUUAGCUUGUCAACUGAUUUCCUGGUGGAGCUAUCGGAUGGCAUCUCUGCCAAAAGGGACUCCAUGUCCUCAUUUGCAACAUUCUCUCACCAAGCAGUAGACUUCAUUUUGGCUUCACUAAGGAACAUUCUAUCAACAAAAAGGGAAAGGGAACUGGUUGAGGAGAUAAUCGAUGGUCUAGUAGCACGUUUGAUGAAAAGGAUGUGUACCAUUUCUGAAAAUAAUUGUACUUCAGAUUCAGGAUCAGUUGACUGCUCAGAUGCCCAAUUUUCUGUGCAGCACUUGUUCCGGAAGUUAGGACAGGAAGAGUUCAUUGGUCAGCGGAUAAUCCUUGUAGUUUCUCAAAAGAUCUCAAAUCUAUCAGAAAUGUUACUUCUGGUAGAUCCGUUUGAUGAUUCCUUCCCUGAUAUGCAUGGCAAUAUGUUCAUUAUGAUUCAAUUAAUCGAGUUUCUCAUAUCUGAUUACAUAAAAAAUUGGCUAUGUUGCGAGCAAUUUGACAAAAAUUUUUUUGAAGAAUGGGUAAGAUCUAUUCUCAAGGCACGCAAAGACUUGGAAGUCCUAGAAAACAUAAAUGGGCUGUAUGUUGUGUACAUUGAGCGAGUGGUUGGAAGGUUGGCAAGGGAGGUGGCUUCUGCUGCCCAUCAGGGGAAGCUGAACGACGUCUUCUCCAAACUCCUGUGCUGAGAACGUCCAGCCUAAGACUUGCCAAUGUAUUUUACUCACAAGUCACUUGACUCACAUGUUUGCAGUUCGACUUCACUCGAGAAAUUAGCUAUCGUAGUCAACAUGUUUAAUAAUUUUCUGUUUUGCUGUUA